AUGAGUGUCUCGCCUUCCUAGAGAGGUAUGUGGGCUGGGUGCUUAAAUGUGGGAAGGAAUUUGAAUGUCUGAAGUUUUGUGUCUGAGUCCCAAGUUGUGUGUGUGUGUGUGUGUGUGUGAGAGAGAGAGAGAGAGAAUGAGAGAACUCUGUGGCUCUCGGUGUAUGGAGUUUCAUUUAGGGAGAGGAAUUGUUCAGGGUCUUGAAGGUGUGUGUGGGGUUGUAUGUCUGAUGGUGUGCAUGAAAGUGUGUGUGUUUGUGUGUGUAGGGAUUGUAUGGCCGACACUGCAGGAGUGGGGUUGCAUUUCUGAAGGUGUGCAUGGGCUUGUGUGUCUGAAGAGUUCUGUGUGUGUGUGACUGUAUGUCUGUGCGGUGGUAUUUGUGUCAAUUGCACACAGAGGUGUGUGAGACUGUGCGUUUGGAGCUGUGCGUGAUAUGUUAUGUAUGUGAUUUCUCUCCUCUCUUUCCUUCCCCCAUUCACUCCUCUGGCCAGCAGAGUGUUGAGAUAAAAUGUAGAGGAAGCAUACAUUUGCCCACUGAGCUUGCUUUGGUUUUAGGAUGUAGAGGCCCUUCCUUUCUUUCCUUUGGCUCCAAGGGAGGGGUGGCCAUCCCAUCUUAUUGCACCCCAAAAUCAAGGGUGGGGAAACAAGGUGGGAGACCCAUCCUGAGCUCCUGCAGACUGGGGACACUUGAAGGGCCACUUCCUAGACAGCAAGUCUAAAAAAAAAAGAAAAAGAAAAAGAAAAAGAAAAAAACAACAACAAAAACCAGGGUCAAGAGAAUGCCUAGGACCAGGAGAGACUGGAAAAGAGAGAACCCAGGGUUCAGUGUUUGUCUCUGCCCUCAGCUGUGUGUCUGUUGGGUUUCUGCUUUAUAUCAACCCCAGUUGAUCUCUAUUUUGUGCCCACCAGGCGCUGUUCUAAGCGUCAUGUGAAUUGGGCCAGCCAAGCCCCACAAAAGUGACCAGUUCCAUCAAGGUGGAGGGAGAUUUGAAAUAAAGAGCUCAGGUAUGCUCUUCUGUUAGGACAGGGACUAGCAAAUUUUGUCAGUGAAGGGCCAGAGAGAUUGUACUGUGGCCCACACACUCUCUGUCCCAACACCCCUGCUCAGAUGUUGUAGUAUGAAAGUAGCCAUAGGCAACACGUAAGAAAUGAGUGUGGCUCUGUGCCAAUAAAAUUACUUAUACAAGCAAGCAGUGGGCUGGAUUUGGCUCUCAGACUAUGGUUUGUCCAUUUCUGCCAUAUGCUGUACGGCUUCUUGUAAGGAAGAGAAAGGAAGGAGACAAAACUAGUUCUGGACCCUUUGUGGCUAGUUGGGAUCUCAGCUGAAUACUACCUGGGGACCCACAGAUAGACCAUGAGCAGCCACGGGAACAGCCUGUUCCUGCGGGAGAGCGGCCAGCGGCUGGGCCGGGUGGGCUGGUUGCAGCGGCUGCAGGAGAGCCUGCAGCAGAGAGCACUGCGCACGCGCCUGCGCCUGCAGACCAUGACACGUGAGCACGUGCUGCGCUUCCUGCGCCGGAACGCCUUCAUCCUGCUGACCGUCAGUGCUGUGGUCAUCGGAGUCAGCCUGGCCUUUGCCCUGCGCCCGUACCAGCUUACCUACCGCCAGAUCAAGUACUUCUCUUUCCCUGGAGAGCUUCUCAUGAGGAUGCUGCAGAUGCUGGUGCUGCCACUCAUUGUCUCCAGCCUGGUCACAGGUAUGGCAUCCCUGGAUAACAAGGCAACAGGGCGGAUGGGGAUGCGGGCAGCUGUGUACUACAUGGUGACCACGGUCAUUGCUGUCUUCAUUGGUAUCCUCAUGGUCACCAUCAUCCAUCCUGGGAAGGGCUCCAAGGAGGGGCUGCACCGCGAGGGCCGCAUUGAGACCAUCCCCACAGCUGAUGCCUUCAUGGACUUGGUCAGAAAUAUGUUUCCACCCAACCUGGUCGAGGCCUGCUUCAAACAGUUCAAGACACAGUAUAGCACGAGGCUGGUAACCAGGACCAUAGUGAGGACAGAGAAUGGAUCUGAGCCAGGCACCUCCAUGCCUCCCCCGUCCUCAAUGGACAACGGAACUAGCCUCCUGGAAAAUGUCACCUGGGCCUUGGGCACUCUGCAGGAGGUGCUGAGCUUCGAGGAGACUGUACCUGUGCCUGGCUCAGCCAAUGGCAUUAAUGCCCUGGGCCUUGUGGUUUUCUCUGUGGCCUUUGGGCUGGUCAUUGGUGGCAUGAAACACAAGGGCCGAGUCCUUCGGGAUUUCUUCGACAGCCUCAAUGAGGCUAUUAUGAGGAUGGUGGGCAUUAUUAUCUGGUAUGCACCUGUGGGGAUCCUGUUCCUGAUCGCUGGGAAGAUCCUAGAGAUGGAGGACAUGGCUGUCCUGGGGGGUCAGCUGGGCAUGUACACCCUGACCGUCAUUGUGGGCUUGUUCCUCCAUGCUGGUGGUGUCCUGCCCCUCAUCUACUUCCUCAUCACCCACCGGAACCCCUUCCCCUUCAUUGGGGGCAUGCUGCAGGCCCUCAUCACUGCCAUGGGCACAUCUUCCAGCUCUGCAACACUGCCUAUCACCUUCCGCUGCUUGGAGGAGGGCCUGGGUGUGGACCGACGCAUCACCAGGUUCGUGCUGCCUGUGGGGGCCACUGUCAACAUGGAUGGGACUGCUCUGUAUGAGGCCCUGGCCGCCAUCUUCAUCGCCCAAGUCAACAACUAUGAGCUCAACCUGGGCCAGAUCACGACCAUCAGUAUCACGGCGACAGCAGCCAGCGUUGGGGCUGCUGGCAUCCCCCAGGCAGGUCUGGUCACCAUGGUCAUUGUGCUCACAUCGGUCGGCCUGCCCACUGAAGACAUCACGCUGAUCAUAGCUGUGGACUGGUUCCUUGACCGACUUCGCACAAUGACCAAUGUCCUGGGGGACUCUAUUGGAGCUGCCGUCAUUGAGCAUUUGUCCCAGCGGGAGCUGGAGCUGCAGGAAGCUGAGCUUACCCUCCCCAGCCUGGGGAAGCCCUACAAGUCACUCAUGGCACAAGAGAAGGGGACGUCCAGGGGACGGGGAGGCAACGAGAGUGCCAUGUGAGGGGCCCCCAGCUCUGCCGCUCAGAGAGGAGGGAAUAGGGCUGGGGUGGGGGCGGGGGGGAUGUCCUAGGGAAGACCUGCUGCUCGAAUGACUGUGCACUGAACACACAUGUUCUGUCUGGCUUGUUUGGUGGAAACCGAGAUAAAGGAGCAGGGACGAAAGGAUGUCCAAAGCCUCCAUUUCUCUCUAAGUGCAUGGGGAGAACUUGUGGAGAGCAGUGAGCAAGGCAGGGAGGAAACUCUUCUCCUGGGACUGGGGGUGAGGACAGCUUGGGGUCCCACAAGCUGAGGGGUCAGCUUGUGUUAUUUAUUUUCUCAAGGAGUGGUGGAAUUGAAAGAGGUAAAGGAAAACUACCAUUUAUUAUAAUAAAACAAUAUUCAUGAUCUCCGUGUUGGGGGUCCCCAUAACCUUCAGUGAUUUUCUAGGACACGUGGAACUUGUAAAAGCUUUGAUGCUCACAUUUAUGACUUACUGCAGUGAGAGGAUACAGAUUAAAAUCUGCAAGGACAAAAGUUGCCUGGUGCAGGGUCCAGAAGACACCAGAUAUGGGCUUCCAAUUGUCCCCUCUGUGGAAUCCCAUGGACGCCCUUAAUUCUCUCAGCAAUGAUGUGUGACAGUACGUAUGCCAGCCAAGGAAGCUCAACUUAGCCUUGGUGUCCAGGAUUUUUAUUGGGGGCUCUGUCUUGUAGGCAUGGAGUGCUUCAGCCCCCACAGAAGUCAAGUGAAUAUAGUCUUGUCCAGGGCCCCAGGUGAACAAAAACAGGCAUUCACCAUAAAUUACACAGUCAGCAUAGACAACCUGGCACAGCACAGGGCCCUAGGUUACAAAGACACUUUUAUCAGGGAGGAUAUUCCAAGGACUCAGAUGUUAUUUCCUGGGAGCUGAUCAAAGGCAAAUCCUUUCUCUGGACUAUGAAGGCUUUGAGUACCCCUGGCCCUUCCAGUUAACCCUUUACUUCAUACACCCAUGGCUGGUAAUAGAGGAAGCAGCUUCCUAUAGGGAUGAGUAGCAGCAUCUUGUAGUCCUAACUCUUGACUCCGGAAACCAGUUGGCUCAGACACCCAUGCUGACCUCGGGAAGUUCUGUGUCUCCUUACUAUAUGGGCAAGCCUAAUGAAUCAGGUGGGACAUUAAAUGAGACCUUAAUAAAACUGGGGGAAAGCCCAAGUAAAUAGAGAGUAACAUAAUUCCAGACAUCAUGGGUAUAACUUAACUCUAUAAUCUUUUUGUCUAGGGAACACAAUAUUAGCUUUUUCUAAAUCAAAUAAACUUCACUUGAGCACCUAACUCUCUCAAGGGGGAAGGGACAUUCCAACACAGGUAUGUUUGGGGAUGCCUCUCCCCAUUCUUUAGGAUCCCAAGAGAACCCUUGAGCUAUGUAAAUUGGAGAAUGUGGAAGAAGGAAUCCAAGAAUUCUUUAACUUAUUUGCAGUCACCAUGAAAACAUUUAUGCCAGUGACUGGAAAAGUCCAUGCAAAGGCAAGAUGCUUAUAGAACAUCCUACUUCACAUUUGACUCUUGGGAGAUUUGCCUGGGAUCCCAAUCUCAAAGCAGAAUUUCUGCCUCUAGCCCAUGGUCUGUGUCAGUAGAAAUCUCCUGUGGAAGCAGGGUGUAUUAGUUUGCUAGGGCUGUGAUGACAAAGUACUACAGACUGGUGGCUUAAGCAAUAGAAAUUUAUUUUCUCAUAGUUUUGGACACAAAUCUUUGACUUGAUUCUAUUCACAUAACCUCAGAAAACAUCUAAAUGAGUUUGCAAGGUGACGUUUACCAAUUAGGCACGCAUCCUAUCACCUUGGAUAUGUCUAUUAAAACAUGAGAUUUGAUUUAUUUUUCAAGAAGUCCAAACCAUCACUGAAGGUUACUGAGAAAAUAGCAGGUUCUAUUCAUAUCAAGUUAAAAUUACUAGUUACAAAAUGAAAAAAGGAAUCUACAAGGGAACCUGAAGAAAAAUAGAAGGCAGGGAAGAACCAAGGAAAGUCUUUCUUGAAAACAUGUAAAAUUAGGAAAAAUAAAAAAUAUUGCAUGAAGGAAACAAAGAUUUGUGGUCUUCAGUAUCGUGUGCCCAGGUACUCAGGAGAGUCCUAUAAUGGUCCUGAUGCUGAGAGGCACCACCUUCCUGAGGAAUGCAGCCAGGGCCCCCAUCAUGUCCCUGUUCCUCAAGCUGUAGAUGAAGGGGUUCAGCAUGGGGGUGACAAUAGUGUACAUCACUGAGGCCACCAGACUUGUCCUGGAAGAUGAAGUCACUGCAGAACUGAGGUAGACCCCAAGGCCUGUGCCGUAGAACAAGGAGACCACUGAGAGAUGAGACCCACAGGUGGAAAAGGCUUUGUACUUGCCCCUGGUUGAUGAAAUUCUCAGGAUGGAGGAGAAAAUCUGAGAAUAUGAAAAGAGGAUUCCAGAGAGAGGAAAAAGACCUAGGACAAUAGUCACAAAAUACACCACUAUGUUAUUGAUGAGGGUGUCAGAACAGGAAAGCUUCAGGACUUCAGGAAGAUCACAGAAAAAGUGUGGGAUUUCCAUGUUUUUGCAGAAGGACAGCUCCAAAAGUGUCAAGGUCUCGAGCAGGGAUCCCAUGACACUGAUACACCAGGACCCCAGGGCCAAGAGCCCGCAGAACCUGGGGUUCAUGAUGACUGAGUAGUGCAGGGGGUGGCAGAUGGCCACAAAGCGGUCAUAGGCCAUUACGGUCAGAAGUAAAUUGUCCAGGCAUCCAAAUACAAUGAAAAAAAAAAUCUGGCUGAGGCAUCCUUCAUAUGUUAUGGUUUUGUUCAGAGUCUGGAUGUUCAGCAGCAUCUUGGGGAUGGUGGUGGAGGUGAAACAGAUGUCAGCAAAGGACAAGUUGGAGAGGAAGAAGUACAUGGGUGUGUGGAGGUGGGAGUCUGAGCAGAUGGCUAGGAAGAUGAGCAGGUUCCCAGUGAAGGUGACCAAGAAUAUGGACAGGAACAGCCCAAAGAAGAAAGACUGCAUGUUCAGUUCCUCUGAGAAUCCCUGGAGGAGAAAAUUCCCAACUCCUGUUUGGUUUCCUCUUUCCAUGAGGCUACUGGGUUUGCCCAGAAGGAGGAAAAAAGCAGCACAAGAUUCACUCCAAAUAAGCAUUUCCCAGAAUGAUAGUAAUUUCCUUAAUCCAAACUCAGGGG
This is a messenger RNA of Mustela erminea (ermine), 6186 nucleotides long. It is a transcript of the gene SLC1A6, whose product is annotated as solute carrier family 1 member 6. The record is from RefSeq and is a predicted model, not a curated record. Gene Ontology annotation, molecular function: L-glutamate transmembrane transporter activity; neutral L-amino acid transmembrane transporter activity; glutamate:sodium symporter activity. The coding region runs from base 1355 to 3049 and encodes 564 amino acids. Lineage: Eukaryota; Metazoa; Chordata; Mammalia; Carnivora; Mustelidae. Gene Ontology annotation, cellular component: plasma membrane. The transcript has 10 exons. Gene Ontology annotation, biological process: L-glutamate transmembrane transport.